Messenger RNA from Cladocopium goreaui, 4572 nucleotides. The record is from the annotation of a GenBank genome assembly. Lineage: Eukaryota; Dinophyceae; Suessiales; Symbiodiniaceae.
AUGGAUCGCUUGUUUUACCUGGCUGCUCUACGGUUAAUUUGGGGUAUCAUGGCUGACUUGAAUGUGCCUAACAGUGAUGAGUUGCAACUUUCGGGACCUGAUGUUGCAGAUGUUGCCAAGACUACUUCAUCAUGUCCUGUUUUCUCAACCUGUGUUUCGAGUGCCGAUGGGGAGCUCUAUGAAGAGCGUCGUGCAAACCUUAGAGAGGCUGCGAUUGGUAAGCUGCUGAUCAUCUUACGACAUUGUUUGCUUGCCAGUGUUACAGGCCGUCACAUUAUUGCCCUUGGAAAUGUUGAGUUGCAGACCGCUGGAGCCAGGGACAUCGUUGAUGCGGUGGUUGGUGUCAGGUGGGUUGCGAAGAGUUGCAGUGAUGUUGUCAACCCUUUUGAAGAAGAAACUUUGUGGAAGUACUUUCAGUUUUUGAGAGAUGUUGGCGCACCUGCCACGCGUGCCGAUUCCACACUGUCUGCUUUGCGCUUUGCACACUUCGUUUUAGGUUUUGACAGUUUGGCAGGUGUCUUCAUGAACCGUGGUUUGAGGUCUUCAGAAGUUUCGGCAUUGUUGCGGAUGUUUGUUGGUGCAAUUGAACCUGGUUCUGCGGAAGGAGUGCCCGUGGUAUCCAGUCACAGUUUGAAGGCCACGACACUGUCAUGGGCGGCGCGUUUUGGCCUCAGCCCUGCAGUACGGUCCUUGCUGGGCCGACAUUCAUCUUGCUUAAAUGAAACAUUUGCAGUGUAUUCAAGAGACCUCCUGGUGGGACCAGUGGCGGAGCUGCAGCGUGUGAUUGACUCAAUUGCCAAUGAUGAAUUUUUCCCUGAUUCACAGAGGUCAUGUUUUUUCAGGGCCGAUGCUCACCCUCAAGAUGCUGGCAUGGCUCUUGGUGAGAGCCCAGUUUUUGCGGCAGGUGACAGUUUUGGCGAAGGCUUGGUGAAAACAGAAACCCAGUGCGGGUUGGCUGGGAUGGAUGCCGUCUCAGUCGCGUCAUCACCAGAUGGCAAUGCGCUGGAGCCUGAGAAGGUCGUCGAAGAUGCAGGGUCAUCUGACUCCACAUCAAACGACAGUGAGCAGAUGUCCUCAGACGAUUCAGAUACAGCCGAGCCACCACCAAAGGUGAAACGUUUCAGAGCGCGCAUUCCAACAGAUGAGAAGUGGUAUGCCCACUCCAGGUCCCAUCUUAUCCAUCGCUAUGAUGGGGACUGUCACAAUGAGAUUCGUUUCUUGGUGUGUGGGAAGAGAUUGAAUGCUCAAUUCAACCUGAGGCUGGAGCAAGUUCGUGUCCCGCAGACCCUCCAGGUUGCUCUGAAGAACUCUGGAGUUACAACAAUUUCGUCUUUGGCAUAUGCUCAUGGACAACCAGGACAACCAAUUGUGGCGGAUGAGUUCGCGGCCUGGGUUAGACAAAUUGAACCAAGUGCCACCAUCGGAGCUGUGUCGGCUCUCAAGCGUCUUCUAUUUGAAAGUCAAACUCAGUUGCUGGCUAUGCUGAAGGAGCAAAUUACAAACCCAGAGCCGACAGUGGCAAGGAAAGUGCCCCAGGCGGAGCGUGAAGCUCGAUUGGCCAACUUGAGGAACAGACUUGUUGGGGUCCUCAUUGAAGGCCAUGCAGAACCUUGCCAUGCCCUCCUGGAUGCAGCGACACAGUUGUACGACCAGAACAUACUGCGAUACAUUCCCUUGGAGAAAUGCUUCAGUCGCCUGACUGAGCUGUCGGCAUCCAACAAAACUCAUACCAAGUUGCUUGAAGUAGAGGCUUCGAAAGUAGUGGUGAAGGACAAGGAUGCGGAGAUUGAAGCCAGCGUUCAGUCUUCGUAUCAGCUUCUGGAAGCCUUGAGGCCUGACCUUGCCGGAAUCUUAGCCUUGGAUACCGAGUUGGAAGAAUCCCUGAAGACUUAUGAAGUGAGUUUUGCACUCUUGUACCGCCCUUACCAGACAAAAGGAAAAGGAAAGACCAAGUCAAAGUUCGAGCAAAGAAUUCCGAAAGAAAUUCUUGAUGCCGGAGGCACUGCUGCAACACCAGACGGAGCACCAAUCUGCUUCGAUUUUGCCUUCAAGAGAUGCCGUGAGACUGUUGCUGAAGGCCCCGAAGGGCAAAAAUUUUCUACCUCAGAAGAGACCGCUUACCCAUUGCCGUUGGCUUACCACAUCGCUUAUUGCUUGGCGCAGGAACUGAUCCUGAAAGGUGAAAAGCUGCACGACGCCUGGCAUGGCAUCCCAUCGGGUUCUUGCCUCUUGAAGUCCGGUGCCCAGUUUGUAACUGCAGCUGCAAAUGCCGGACAUCCUGUAGGGGGUGAAGCUAGACUGCCCAAUGCCCUUAGUGAAGCCAUCCGCUUUGUGUCAUGCCACUCUGUGCAUGAAGUGGCCCAACACAGGCUGUCCACUUUGAAGUUUUGGUUGGCUCGUGGGAAAGCACUAGCUGCUGCAGAAAAGGAUUUGCAUGACUCUUUGCACCCUUCGAUCAAGAGCAUCCUCGCUCCAAAAAGACUCCUCCUUUGGAAAGAGAUGCUUGCAUUUUACAAUUAUCCGGACCCUGCCGUGUUUGACGAAGUGGUUUCAGGGGUGUGCCUUUCUGGGACGGCGCCAUCGGUCCCAUUCUUUGAGCCUAGCUUCAAACCUGCUAGGAUUACGGAAGGUGAAUUGGCCUCGUCAGCUCGUGCUUCGCGUGUGGCACUUUUGGCUUCAGUGAGAUCCUCAGGUGACCUGGAAAUCGACACCGAGGUUUACAAUAAAACUUUGGAUGAAGUCGCCUGUGGGUGGCUUGAAGGGCCGUUGGAUUUGGGCAUGUUGGGUGAUGAUGCUGUGGUUAGCCGGAGGUUCGGCAUCCGGCAGACAUCUGGUGAAGCGACGAAGAUCCGUUUGAUUGAUGACUUCACUGCCUCAAAUGUUAACCAGACGGUGCAGGUUGAUAAUGCACCAAAGCUGCACACACUUGACAUCGUGGCGGCGCUCUGCAUGGAAUUGUUGAGGCUGCCCUGUGGUGAAGCCUGGGUUGGAAAGACAAUAGAUCUCUCCUCGGCAUAUAGACAACUUGGAAUUUCUCCAUCAUCGCGGUGGGUCUCUUACAUAGCCGUGUAUGACCCUUCGUCUCGAUGUGCAAAGAUCUUCUCCAUGAGGGCGCUGCCGUUCGGAGCCAGCCGAUCGGUUUAUGCAUUCUUGAGGGUAGCCCACUCCCUUUGGUGGCUGGGUUGCACUGCAAUGAAAUUUCUUUGGAGCAGCUUUUUCGAUGACUUUAUAACUUUGUCGCGCAAGAGUGAAGCUGAUGCCAUGUCUAUUGCCUCGUCGCAGUUCUUCCGCCUCCUGGGUUGGUUGGUGUCGGCUGGCGAAAAAGACUUGCCCUUCUCCGAAACUUUCAAAGCCUUGGGAGUGGAGAUAGAUUGCUCUGCCUGGCAAAGUGGUCUAGUGAAGUUUAGGAACACCCCCAAACGCAUAUCCGAGCUCAGUGAAACGAUAUCUUCCGCGUUGAAGCGGGGCCGCCUUGGCUCCCAUGAGGCCCUUGUUCUCAGAGGCCGUAUGCAGUUUGCCAGAGCCCAAAUCUGGGGUAGAGCGCCGAAGUUGUGCUUGGCGGCAAUUACAGCGCAUGCUUAUGGCGAGAAUGACGGCAGCCUUUCAAAUCAUGCAAAAGCUUGUUUGAACGCCUUCCUGGAUAGCCUGACAGCUGCGAGGCCCCGAGAAAUAACAGCCCAAUGGGAUUUGCCAUCAUUGCUCUUCACAGAUGCCAGUUUCAAUCCUGAGAAUGAGAGUUGGCCAUGCGGCCUUGGAGGGGUCUUGUGUGAUUCGACAGGAAAGCAGUUGGCGGCCUUAUCAAUAUCUUUGACACUGGAUGAUUUGCGGAACUCUUCCGAAGGCAUUGAUGUGAGCUUUGUGAAUGUUAGCCUGGUGAGGCUUCACUUCGACAAACUGCCUUUUUGGAUUUGCAGAAAUGGAAACUUGAAUGUGAAUGUCCUGGAGGAUUUGAUCCUCACCUCGCUCCCGAACGUCCUCAUGCAAUCCGAAUUGACAUUGCUUGCAGCUGGCAUCAGCAUCGUGUUGCAAUACAUGAAUUCCUCGAUGGAACAGGCCAACCGAAGUGACUGGACUCUGAGGGCUUCGAGGUGCGAGAACAUGGAAGAGAUUUUGAAAGCCUGCACGAUUUUGCUGGAGUGCUGCGGGCGCUCGGACUUCAUGCGGUCUAUUUACCACUUAUGGGCGCUUUGCAGUAACGCAAUGUUCUUGUUCGAGCAGCAGUGGUGGCCCGAGCAACCUACGGAAACAAGGACCCACGUUGCUACCCCACAGGUGCCUCUGAAAUUAUCGGCACUGCUGCGUCCUGGAUGGAGGGAUCAACAUAGGUUGGUCCGGCUUGGGAUGGCCUCCCUCGUGGUUUUCCGUGAUUGGUUUACAGAAUUCUUUGAUGCUCAUUUGCACCAAGAUGUCCUCAACAUCGUGAAGGACUCCCUCCUGAUCUUCCAGACCGCGGUCGACCUUUUUGAUUUGCAUGAAGCAGUUCAUCACCAACCUGCUGCUGCACUGCCUGAUGUUGAGGACGCACCGACACAUUCCUCUACAGACACCCCCGCGCCUACAGGCGGGACGUGA